CUGACGUCUCCCAUGACUGGCACUUCAUAGUAUCUUUUCUUCUUCUUUUUCCCCCACAAAAUGGCCGGCUCGUCAUUACAAAGCAAUUAUCCAGUCGUAAGGUUAUAAGAUUACAAGGGCUCACUGUCAACACUCCGCAGCCCUACAUAAAACCUUCUGAAGAAGGAAAGAAAUCUGUGACUGAGCACAACGCUGACUGCCGUAACCAGUAUGGAUCGAGAAAAUAUACUUAAACAUGGCGGGGAACCGAAUCUACUGGAUACUACCGGUCUAUGCCUGCUGUCCCUAGAUGGUGGCGGUGUACGGGGCCUUUCGUCACUUUAUAUCCUAAAGGGUAUCAUGGACCGACUAAACCAUGCACGGGAGCAGAUUAAGCUCCCUCCGGUGAAGCCGUGCGAAGUGUUCGACCUUAUUGGGGGCACGAGCACUGGGGGAAUCAUCGCGAUUAUGCUUGGUCGCCUUGAGAUGGAUGUUGAUGCGUGCAUUGGCGCAUACAGCAGUCUUGCGGCAGCAGUGUUUGACGAUAAGUUGAAAUCAAUCCCCUUCAACUGGAAGGGCAGUGUUAAGGCCCGGUUCGACUCGGCGAAGCUAGAAAGCGUCAUCCAGAAGGUGGUCGAAGACAGCGGUACAUCUAAGGAAACCCUGUUCAAUGACAGCACUGGACGCGGAUGCAGAACUUUCGUUUGCACCGCCGACUGCCACACGAAGGAUAUCGUCCGCCUCCGAAGCUACAGCCUCCCGCACGAACCAAAUAUCCGGGUCACAAUAUGUCAAGCCGCCCUCGCGACAUCCGCCGCUAUAACCUUCUUUGACCCUGUGAACAUCAAUGACCGCUUAUUUGCUGAUGGCGGACUCGGUGCGAACAAUCUAGUAGACGAGGUAGAGGGCGAGGCGUCUAAUAUAUGUUGCUCUGAGACAGGAGACCUAAAGCCGCUAGUUAAGUGCUUUAUCUCGAUCGGAACGGGAAAUCCAGGCAAGAAGCCCUUCAAGGAUAGUAUGCUGAAGUUCCUCGGGCAGACAGUGGUCCAGAUUGCAACCGAGGCAGAGAACACGGAGAGAAAGUUCAUAGCGAGAUGGGCAAGGCAUUUCGAUGAGAAGCGGUACUUCCGUUUUAAUGUCGAACAGGGGCUGCAGGAUAUUGGGCUUGAUGAGUACAAAAAGAAGGGAGUGAUGGAGGCGGCGACAGAGGGCUAUCUUACGCAUAUGGUACAGAAAUUUCGGGUGCGGGACUGCAUUCAAAACAUGAGUCUCAAGGAGAACAAGACUGAGACUUCUUUCGCCACUCUUAUACAUGAAUAUACUAUUUGCAAUAUUAGAAGGAAGCCAGUUCACCAAUUUGACGUCCCAUUAGACCUGACGGCCGUGCCAGUGAUUGCGAAUUUCGUGGGACGGCAAGGCGAGCUAGACCAACUCUGGCAGUAUUUACAGCCCGCGAAUUCCCGAUCACGAAAGGUUGCAAUUAUUCACGGACUUGGGGGGAUGGGAAAGACACAACUGGCGAUUCAUUUCGCACGCGACCACCAAGAUGAUUUCACUGCCAUCUUCUGGCUGAGUGGUAAGGACCGAGGCACGUUAUUACAAUCUUUAAGCUCUAUCCUGCCGCGAUUGCCAGGGCAGUCACAAACUGAUGCGGCAAUGAAUGACGAGGAGCUAGAGCAACGAGCUAGAUAUUUGUUGAAGUGGUUAGCUGAAAAGGGAAACUCGCGCUGGUUGAUCAUUUUCGAUAACAUCGACCAAUACUCGCCUCUUAAUGGCCCCAUUGGUAAUGCAUAUGACAUUGCUGAAUUCUUCCCUGGAGCCGACCAUGGCUCUAUUCUCAUCACCUCUCGGCUUCAAAGGUUGACAGAGCUGGGAAAACCAUUUCCUAUCCUUAAACUUGACUCUAAGGAUGCGAUUCAAUUGCUCUUACAAAGCAGUCAUCUAUCAAUGAGCAAUAGAGCUAAUGAGCUUGAGCGCAAUCCAGAUACUGUUGCUCUUGCGCGCCGUUUGGAUGGCCUUCCAUUGGCAAUCGCCAUCGCCGGGGCGUUUAUGCGUGAAACUGGAACUAGCAUUACUGAGUACUUGAAGUAUUACCAGGUAUCUUGGUCCGACCUACAGCUGCACUCAAAUCCUGAGCGCCAGUACCAGCAAGGCAAUAUGCUACAAACAUGGAUGAUCUCAUAUCGUGAGAUUCAGAGGCGGGACACGGAUGCAGCUAAACUGCUAUUGUUUCUCGCUCGUUUCGAUAAUCGAGAUAUCUGGUUUGAACUCAUAAAAAGCAGCUCUCUUAGCUCGAAUCUACCAAUUUGGCUAGAAAGAUCUAUAUCAAGCGGAAUCACGUUCAAAAUCUGUGUCAAGGCUCUCAUCAGGUUCUCUCUACUCGAGGUGAAGGAACGAGAAGGAGGUUACGCGAUGCAUCCGGUUGUCCAAGACUGGUGCAUUCAUCUUGCCAGUACAGAUAUAAAUGUGAAUUCGGUCGUGCUCAAUGAUCUAGCACUAAUAUCUGUUGGAUACGCUGUCCCAAGUUCAAGUGAGAGAAACUAUUCCGAGCUUCAGCAACGACUUAUUCCACACGCGAACCAUGUCCGUCAUAGAGAUUGGUCAGGUCAUGAUAUUGCGUUAUGGGGAGCAUUUCAUGGUUUAGGAUACCUCUACCAAGACCAAGGAAAGCCAAGAGAGGCAGAGGAUAUGUACCAGCAAGCACUGAUAGGCCGUGAGAAGGCCCUCGGUCCUUAUCAUAUAUCUACUCUUGAUACUGUUAAUAACCUUGGGAAUGUCUACAGAAGUCAGGGGAAGCUGAAAGAGGCAGAGGAGAUGUACCAACGAGCACUGGUAGGCUAUGAGAAAACCCUCGGUCCGGAUCAUACGUCUACUUUGAGUACAGUUAAUAACCUUGGCCUUCUCUUCUCUGAUCGAGGGAAGCUAAAAGAGGCAGAGGAGAUGUACCAGCAAGCACUGGUAGGCAAGGAGAAGGCCCUCGGUCCAGAUCAUACGUCUACUCUUAGUACAGUCAACAACCUUGGCCUUCUCUAUAAAAGUCAGGGGAAGGUGAAAGAGGCAGAGGACAUGUACCAGCAAGCCUUGAUAGGCCGUGAGAAGGCCCUCGGUCCAGAUCAUACGUCUACUCUUGAUACUGUCAACAACCUUGGGAAUCUCUAUAGAAGUCAGGGGAAGCUAAAAGAGGCAGAGGAGAUGUACCAGAAAGCACUGGUAGGCAAGGAGAAGGCCCUCGGUCCUGACCAUAUAUCUACUCUGACUACAGUCAACAACCUUGGCCUUCUCUAUAAAAGUCAGGGGAAGGUGAAAGAGGCAGAGGACAUGUACCAGCAAGCCUUGAUAGGCCGUGAGAAGGCCCUCGGUCCAGAUCAUACGUCUACUCUUGAUACUGUCAACAACCUUGGGAAUCUCUAUAGAAGUCAGGGGAAGCUAAAAGAGGCAGAGGAGAUGUACCAGAAAGCACUGGUAGGCAAGGAGAAGGCCCUCGGUCCUGACCAUAUAUCUACUCUGACUACAGUCAACAACCUUGGCCUUCUCUAUAAAAGUCAGGGGAAGGUGAAAGAGGCAGAGGACAUGUACCAGCAAGCCUUGAUAGGCCGUGAGAAGGCCCUCGGUCCAGAUCAUACGUCUACUCUUGAUACUGUCAACAACCUUGGGAAUCUCUAUAGAAGUCAGGGGAAGCUAAAAGAGGCAGAGGAGAUGUACCAGAAAGCACUGGUAGGCAAGGAGAAGGCCCUCGGUCCUGACCAUAUAUCUACUCUGACUACAGUCAAAAACCUUGCCCUUCUCUAUAAAAGUCAGGGGAAGGUGAAAGAGGCAGAGGACAUGUACCAGCAAGCCUUGAUAGGCCGUGAGAAGGCCCUCGGUCCGGAUCAUUGUACUAUCCGUUCACACCUUUUUUCAUGA
Messenger RNA from Penicillium brasilianum, 3882 nucleotides. NCBI's taxonomy places the organism in Eukaryota, Fungi, Ascomycota, Eurotiomycetes, Eurotiales, Aspergillaceae. The record is from the annotation of a GenBank genome assembly.